Messenger RNA from Macaca mulatta (Rhesus monkey), 1912 nucleotides. It is a transcript of the gene WBP1, whose product is annotated as WW domain binding protein 1. Lineage: Eukaryota; Metazoa; Chordata; Mammalia; Primates; Cercopithecidae. Gene Ontology annotation, molecular function: WW domain binding. The record is from RefSeq and is a predicted model, not a curated record.
UUUUGGGACCCCGCCUCUUACAGGCGGGAUUACCUGGCGGUCGCCGGCAUUUGGCGUCAUUCCGAAAACAUGGCGCAAGCCAAUCAGCGGUAACCUUGGUCUUCGGGGCGGCUGUUUGUUGGUUGAUAUGCCAGAGCCUGUUCUGCUGUCUGUAUUGGCUAUUGCCGCUGUCAGUCAGGGCCGUGGGUCGAACCUUCCCCUACUCUUUGUCUGUACAAGCUCAUGUUGUCUGGGAGAGCGGCGAAGGCGCUGCUGUGGAUUGGUCACAGGGAGAAACCUCUUAUCUGUUCCUAUUGGCCUGUCCGUCAAGGGACGAUGCUGAUUGGUAGGGCAGAGCAAUCUGAGUCCUAGUUGGUGGAGUUCUCCCCGGAUGGAAGCUCAGGCCGCGUAGUGAUGGUGGCGGCAGCGAAGAUGGGCCGGGCAGGGACCAUGGCGGUGGCAGCAGAGGUGGCAGGGGCGGGGCGGCUGGCGGUAGAGGAGGCUGUGGUCCUCAGGGGGCUGUAGGUGGAGGCAUGGCUCGGGCCAGCAGCGGGAACGGCAGCGAGGAGGCCUGGGGGGCACUUCGGGCAUCGCAACAGCAGAUGCAGCUGACUUUUCCUGUAGCCUCAUAGACCCCAUCCCAUGGCUGCAGUGGAAGCUUGCGGUGGCUCGCCAGUGACCAGAGGCAUAGUGAGGCAGGCCCCAGGGAGGCUCCCUCUGUCUUGCAACAGUUAUUUGUGAUCUUUUUCUAUGUGCCUGUUGUCACAACAGAGUCCGGCAGCGUCUUCUCUUGAGGGAGCAAUUUGGAGAAGAGCUGGAACCCAGACUCGCGCCCUGGAUGCCAUCCUUUAUCAUCCACAGCUUCCCAUCUGGUUGGGAGCACUGCUCUGGCCCUUCAGAUAUUUCAACACUCCUCUCAGCAUCCUCCACUUCCCCCAUCUCUCCAAGCUGAACUUGGUUCACAGGCUUCGAGAGCUGUGCCCAGGAGUGAACAACCAGCCCUACCUCUGUGAGAGUGGUCACUGCUGUGGGGAGACUGGCUGCUGCACCUACUACUAUGAGCUCUGGUGGUUCUGGCUGCUCUGGACUGUCCUCAUCCUCUUUAGCUGCUGUUGCGCCUUCCGCCACCGACGAGCUAAACUCCGGCUGCAACAACAGCAGCGGCAGCGUGAAAUCAACUUGUUGGCCUACCAUGGGGCAUGCCAUGGGGCUGGUCCUUUCCCUACCGGUUCACUGCUUGACCUUCGCCUCCUCAGCACCUUCAAGCCCCCAGCCUACGAGGAUGUGGUUCACCGCCCAGGCACACCACCCCCCGCUUAUACUGUGGCCCCAGGCCUCCCCUUGACUGCUUCCAGCGAACAAACCUGGUGUUCCUCCUCAUCCAGCUGCCCUGCCCACUUCGAAGGAACAAAUGUGGAAGGUGUUUCCUCCCACCAGAGUGCCCCCCCCCAUCAGGAGGGUGAGCCGGGGGCAGGGGUGAGCCCUGCCCCCACACCCCCCUCCUGUCGCUAUCGCCGUUUAACUGGUGACUCCGGUAUUGAGCUCUGCCCUUGUCCUGCCUCCGGUGAGGGUGAGCCAGUCAAGGAGGUGAGGGCUAGUGCCACCCUGCCAGAUCUGGAGGACUAUUCCCCUUGUGCACUGCCCCCAGAUUCUGUACCGCAGGUCUCUCCCAUGGGGCUGUCCUCCAGUGAAGGGGACAUCCCGUAAGUAAGUUUUGAGAGGGUGGGUGGGUUACUUGCCCACCAGAAACAGCCCUAGUCCCACCUCCUUGCGUUCCCUUUGGCCCCUUCCUGCCUACCUAGAUCUGCCCGAAAGGGCUGGAGCCCCGAGGAGAGGGGCAGUAUUUGGGGGAUUGUGCUAGCUUUACCCCCGCAAGGCAUCAAGACAUAUACACAGGAGCCUUUGAUCUCAUUAAAGAGAUUUGAACCAGCCA